CGCGCUGCAGCCGCUGAAGGAGGGGAGGGGCGGGGCGGACUCGGGUGUCAGCGACCGAGCCGCAGGUGGCGGCGGGCGCGGGCUCCGCCGAGCUACGAGAUGGGGAAAUUGAGGCACAGAGCUGGCCAGUGACUCGGCUACCAGACAAACACUGGUCGGGGCCUGUGGGGGUCUCCACAGCGGCCAUCAGGAUGUCGUAUUUUGGGGAGCACUUUUGGGGCGAGAAAAACCAUGGCUUUGAGGUUCUGUACCACAGCGUGAAGCAGGGGCCCAUCUCUACCAAAGAGCUGGCGGACUUCAUCCGGGAGAGGGCCACCAUUGAGGAGACCUACUCUAAGGCAAUGGCGAAACUCUCCAAGCUGGCCAGCAAUGGGACCCCCAUGGGGACCUUCGCCCCGCUCUGGGAAGUUUUUCGCGUCUCCUCAGACAAGCUUGCACUCUGCCACCUGGAGUUGACAAGGAAGUUGCAGGACCUCAUCAAAGAUGUGCUGCGUUACGGAGAGGAGCAGCUCAAGACCCACAAGAAGUGCAAAGAGGAGGUGGUGGGCACUCUGGAUGCGGUGCAGGUCCUCUCAGGCGUCAACCAGUUGCUGCCCAAGUCUCGGGAGAACUACCUGAACCGCUGCAUGGACCAGGAGCGCCUGCGCAGAGAGAGCACCAGCCAGAAGGAGAUGGACAAGGCAGAGACCAAGACCAAGAAGGCGGCAGAGAGCCUACGGCGCUCGGUGGAGAAGUACAACUCGGCCCGGGCAGACUUCGAGCAGAAGAUGCUGGACUCGGCCCUGCGCUUCCAGGCCAUGGAGGAGACUCACUUGAGGCAUAUGAAGGCGCUGCUGGGCUCCUAUGCCCACUCGGUGGAGGACACUCACGUGCAGAUUGGGCAGGUCCAUGAAGAGUUUAAGCAGAACAUAGAAAAUGUCAGCGUGGAGAUGCUGCUCAGGAAGUUUGCAGAGAGCAAAGGCACAGGCCGGGAGAAGCCAGGGCCCUUGGACUUCGAGACAUACAGCGCAGCUGCCCUGCAGGAAGCAAUGAAACGUUUGCGCGGAGGCAAAGCUUUUCGCCUUCCAGGACUGAGCCGGCGAGAGCGAGAGCCACGUGGAGCUGGAGACUCCGGGGAGCCCGACUCAGGGACAUGUCCAGAGGUGGAUGAAGAAGGCUUCACCGUCAGGCCAGAUGUGACCCAGAACAGCACAGCGGAGCCCUCCCGCUUCUCGUCCAGCGACUCAGACUUUGAUGACGAGGAGCCCCGAAAGUUCUACGUGCACAUCAAGCCUGCCCCUGCCCGGGCCCAGGCCUGCAGCGCUGAGGCAGCCACGGCACAGCUCAGGGCCACCGCGGGCAGCCUCAUCCUUCCUCCUGGCCCAGGGGGCACCAUGAAACGCCACUCUCCACGGGAUGCUACUGGAAAACCACACAGGCCUCGAUCUGCACCAAGGGCCAGUAGCUGUGCAGAAAAGCUGCAGUCAGACGAGCACUUUUCCAAGAGCCUCUUUGGGCCUCCCCUUGAAUCAGCCUUUGACCACGAAGAUUUUACAGGGUCCAGCAGCCUCGGCUUUACCUCCAGCCCCUCCCCCUUUUCCUCCUCCUCACCGGAGAACGUAGAGGACUCCGGCCUCGACUCCCCUUCCCACGUGGCACCUGGCCCCUCCCCGGACUCCUGGGUACCCCGCCCAGGUACCCCUCAGAGCCCUCCGGGCCGGAGAACCCUGCCGCCAGAGCGCAGGGGAGCCUGGGCUCCACAGCCACCUGACUCACCACAGACCCUCAGGGCAUCCCCAGGCCCCUGGGGGCUGGAGGCCAUGGCCGGAGGAGACCUGAUGGCCAUGCCUGCUGACCUCACAGCCCGGGAGGGCCUGGCGGCCCCACCCCGGAAAGCCCGCUCCAGGAAGGUGUCCUGUCCCCUAACCCGCAGCAAUGGAGACCUGUCUCGUUCCCUGAGCCCCUCCCCACUGGGCACUGCCCCAGAACGGCCCAGCUUCUCAACCCAGACAGGACAUGGAGUCUCCCGGGGCCCAAGUCCUGUGGUCUUGGGCUCCCAGGAUGCCCUGCCUGUGGCCACAGCCUUCACAGAGUAUGUCCAUGCCUACUUCCGUGGUCAUAGCCCCAGCUGCUUGGCGCGAGUAACUGGGGAGCUGACCAUGACCUUCCCAGCUGGCAUCAUACGUGUGUUCAGUGGGACCCCACCCCCGCCUGUCCUCAGUUUCCGCCUGGUGCACACCACCCCCAUUGAGCACUUCCAGCCCAACUCGGACCUGCUCUUCAGUGACCCCUCCCAGAGUGACCCUGAGGCCAAAGACUUCUGGCUCAACAUGGCAGCUCUGACCGAGGCCCUGCAGCGCCAAGCAGAGCAGAACCCGGCCGCUUCCUACUACAAUGUGGUGCUGCUACGCUAUCAGUUCUCCCGCCCCGGUGCCCAAUCAGUGCCACUGCAGCUGAGCGCCCACUGGCAGUGUGGCGCGACCCUCACCCGGGUCUCAGUGGAGUACUGCUACCGGCCUGGUGCCACAGCCGUGCCCACACCACUCACCAACGUCCAGAUCCUGCUGCCUGUGGGGGAGCCUGUGACCAACGUCCGCCUGCAGCCUGCUGCCACCUGGAACCUGGAGGAGAAGCGGCUCCUAUGGAGGCUUCCCGACGUGUCCGAGGCUGGAGGCUCCGGGCACCUGUCUGCCAGUUGGGAGCCACGCUCAGGGCCCAGCACACCUAGCCCCGUGGCCGCACAGUUCACCAGUGAGGGGACCACCUUGUCAGGCGUGGACCUGGAGCUCGUGGGCAGUGGCUACCGCAUGUCACUGAUAAAGAGGAGGUUCGCUACAGGGAUGUACCUGGUGAGUAGCUGA
Messenger RNA from Orycteropus afer afer, 2840 nucleotides. It is a transcript of the gene FCHO1, whose product is annotated as FCH and mu domain containing endocytic adaptor 1. Lineage: Eukaryota; Metazoa; Chordata; Mammalia; Tubulidentata; Orycteropodidae. Gene Ontology annotation, cellular component: cytoplasm; clathrin-coated vesicle; clathrin-coated pit. The record is from RefSeq and is a predicted model, not a curated record. Gene Ontology annotation, biological process: clathrin-dependent endocytosis; clathrin coat assembly.